This is a messenger RNA of Sugiyamaella lignohabitans, 2265 nucleotides long. RefSeq lists its product as uncharacterized. NCBI's taxonomy places the organism in Eukaryota, Fungi, Ascomycota, Dipodascomycetes, Dipodascales, Trichomonascaceae. The transcript has a single exon. The record is from RefSeq and is a predicted model, not a curated record. Bases 1 to 2265 code for a protein of 754 amino acids.
AUGUGUAGAAUGCGUGGUUUUGAUGACUUUGAAAUGGAUCUCGAUAGAGAAGACGCUAUUAAGGUUGUUCAGAGCGCAGUCAAGGCUCAAAGAGAGAUUCUUAAGGAUGCUAAUCCUGAAAAGUCGCUGAAUGAGAUUCCUCAAAUGUGGUGUAUUUACAAGGAGGUCAUGGGAUACUACGAAGGUGGUAUGCCUGUUCCAGACGAUGUGACUCUUCUUUGGAGUGACGACAACUGGGGUAACAUUCGUAGACUGCCUCUUCCUCAUGAACUUGAGAGAGAAGGUGGUGCUGGUUUGUACUACCACUUUGAUUAUGUUGGUGAUCCUCGUGAUUAUAAAUGGCUCAACACUGUUUCUCUUCAAAGAACUUACGAACAAUUGCACUUGGCUUACCAACGUCAAGCUGAUAAAGUAUGGAUUUUGAACGUCGGUGACUUGAAACCUCUUGAGCUUCCCAUCAAUUACUACUUUGAUUUGGCUUAUGAUAUCAACAGAUGGAGUUAUGACAACAUUGAUGAGUGGACUCUUUUGUGGGCUGAACGAGAAUUCGGUAAGACCGAGUCCGAAGAGAUUGCUUAUCUUGCAGAUACUUUCAGUAAAUACGCUGCUUGGAGAAAGUUCGAGUUGGUUGAUGUUGAUACUUUCAGUAUUCUCAAUUAUAACGAAGCUGAAAUUGCAUUGGCUAAAUGGGCUAAACUCGAGGAGAGAGCUGAAAAGGUCAAUGCUCGUCUUCCUGAAUCCAAGAGAGCUGCUUUCUUCCAAAUGAUUCUCCACCCCAUCAAGGCCGGUCACGUUGUCUACCAGAUUUAUAUCAAUGCUGCCAAGAAUUACCUCUAUGUUGAGCAGAAGCGUUCUAGCUCGAAUAGAAUGGCAUUCUCUGUGUUUGAUCUCCUGAAGGCUGACAAGCAACUCACUGAUGACUACCAUGAUUUGUUAGAUGGCAAGUGGAACCACAUGAUGGAUCAAACUCACUUGGGUUACAACUAUUGGCAACAACCCAUGCGUGAUGCUCUUCCUCCAGUUCGUCUUGUUCAAGAUCAAAUGGACGCUUUGGCCGGUACCGUUGGUAUUGGUAUUGAAGGAAGCUAUGCCACUGUUCCAGGAGAUGAUAGAUACCACGAACUCGGUGGAAAGGCUUUGACUACUCUCCCUAUGGACCCAUAUGGACCUUCAACUCGAUAUGUCGAUAUCUUCUCCAGAGAGAGAAAGUGUUCUAAAUGGGAGCUCAAGUCUGAAGUCGACUAUGUCACCAUCACUCCUUCGUCAGGAACUGUUUGUGGUACUGAUUCGGCCGAUUCCAGAGCUCAUAUUCACGUUGACUGGACCCGUGCUCCUGCUGGUUCAUCGCAAGUCAAGGUUGCUUUCAGCUUUGUUCCUUCCGACAAGACUCCUCGUAGUUUUGGCGGUACUCACGAGGGUCACAUGGGUCUGUACGUUCCUCUUAACAACACUAAGAUCCCCACCGAUUACAAGGACGGCUUUAUCGAGUCUGAUAGACAUGUCAGUAUUGAAGCUGAACACUACUCGAAGAACACAUCGUCUGAUGAAGCUCAUUACGUCACUAUUCCUAACUUCGGUCACACCUUAUCCGGUGUCACUUUAUACCCUGUUCUGGCCGGUCUUCAGCACGCCCCUUCGUCUCCAUACCUCGAGUACGAUAUCUACACUUUCUCCCCAACCACUUUGGCCAAUAUCACUGUUUACACAGCACCUUCAUUGAACUUCAACGGUGAAGGUAGACCACUCAAAUAUGCCAUUGCCGUUGACGACGAGACACCCAAGAUCGUUCAAGUUGUUCCCAGUUCGGAGUACGGACAACUCCCUGAAGGCUGGGAAGAGGCUGUCUCUAACAACUACUGGACACCCUCUUCAUCGCACCUGAUCUCACCUGGUGCUCAUAAGAUCAAGGUGUGGGCUGUUGAGCCUGGUGUGGUGUUCCAAAAGCUGGUAGUCGACCUUGGCGGUGUCAGAGACAGUUACUUUGGACCCCCCGAGAGUCGCCGAGCCGGUCAAAAGAAGGAAGAAGAAGAACAAGAUAUUCUUGUACCAGUAAGACUCCGAAUUCCUAACCGAGAGGGCCAAGGUAUCCCCGAGAGAGACGGAGCCAGACACGGCAACAACCAAGACGAAACAACCUCCGACUCCACCACCACCCCCAACCUCGGGGAGAAAAAAGGCACUCCCAAAAGCCACGGAAUCUUCCAAACUCUAAGAGGCAGUCUGCGUCUUGACCAGAAAAUCUUCAAGGGUGCAACCCUGGUAUAA